UAUAGGAGAGAAGAGGAAAGGCAGAGAGUGAAAGCAAUGAAUUCUGCAAAUUCACCAUUGUUUCUUCCACUCUUAUUGUUCCUCUCCAUCUCUCUAUUCCAGGAAGCUCCCUUUCGCGCUUUAGGACACCAACCGGAUUGGAGCAGCGAAGAGACUCAACAUGGUAAUGGGUUUGGGCGUAGAGUUCUUUUGAGUUUCAAAGAAAAACCCUCAGGAAGUAACCUUACCUUUGAUUGCGCUCCUUCUGGUCCCUGUGUUCCCUGCCUCUAUUCCGAGAAGGGUGAUGGGAAAUAUCGCUGCAGUGAGACUGGCUACCGAAUUCCAUUCAAAUGUAUAGAAAUUAAAGAUUCCAUGAAGGAUGCAAAGAAAACAAAUUCUCAGAAACCACGGUCUUCUUUGGAAAUCUCUGGCAGUAAUGCUGAUUCUCAUAAAGUGUCACAUGUUGCUGGGGAGUUCACUACUACAAAAUCACAUAGAAGUUUACUGGAUGAUUCAUUGCCUUCAGAGAAUAGGUCACAGGCUUACAUCACUUAUAGAAGCUGUAUACCCUCAGUUACGGAAGAGAAGCUGUCAGUACUUAGUUUUGAGGGGGUGGUGAUUUUUUUGUUGCUCGUUAGUGGAUCAAUCAUAUACAUGAAAAAAAAGAAGGCCGUUUCCCAGGCCGGUUAUGCACCAGUAAGGGCUCAGACAAACUCUCGGUUUUGAUGUAGAAGCCUGGUAUAUGAUGAGAUUUAUUUCACACUGAAUCUUUUUUUUAUUUUCCCUUCUUUUGCUCACUUUUUUAGUCACAGUGUAUUGUAUUUGAUUGUAAUAGGCCAAAUGUUGGGAUUUAUCGGCCUCUAAAUAUUCAUUGUAUUUUUGUAUUGUUUAAAUUUAGUAUAGUUUUACUAGUUUUCUGCAUCUUUUGCAACUAUCAAAGUGAUGGGCCCAAGGUAGUCAAGGGAACGAAG
Molecule: messenger RNA, 950 nt
Organism: Gastrolobium bilobum
Lineage: Eukaryota; Viridiplantae; Streptophyta; Magnoliopsida; Fabales; Fabaceae
Exons: 4
Coding region: 37-705 (222 amino acids)
Source: RefSeq, a predicted model, not a curated record